Tetrahymena thermophila SB210 is the source of this 366-nucleotide messenger RNA. Its product is annotated as ubiquitin carboxy-terminal hydrolase. The transcript has a single exon. The record is from RefSeq and is a predicted model, not a curated record. Lineage: Eukaryota; Ciliophora; Oligohymenophorea; Hymenostomatida; Tetrahymenidae.
AUGAGAAAUAAUAAAAAUAAUUCUUAUAAAAAUAAAUAUAAAACUGAUUAGAAGAGUACUGGUUUUAAAAAUUAAACUGAGCACAAAUUAAUUGAAACUUAGUCUCAGAAUAAAAUAAAAAAUGAAGAAAUUGAGGAAGAUUAUGAAUAAGAAGAAGAAAGCAAAUAAGAAUACAAUAAAGUGACCGUAGGAUUCAAAAAUAUAGGUAAUACAUGUUAUUUAAAUACUGCUUUGCAAACAAUAAGACAAAUCAGCUGUAUUAGUAGAGACUCUCUUCCUAAUACUGACUUUUGUAAAACUCUCAAACUUUUUAUUUUAAAGCACAAAUUGCAAUCUCAAAACAGAAUAGCUAAACCUAAUGUUUGA